Toxotes jaculatrix (banded archerfish) is the source of this 1392-nucleotide messenger RNA. RefSeq names its product translocator protein (gene tspo). Gene Ontology annotation, cellular component: mitochondrial outer membrane. The record is from RefSeq and is a predicted model, not a curated record. The transcript is spliced from 5 exons. NCBI's taxonomy places the organism in Eukaryota, Metazoa, Chordata, Actinopteri, Toxotidae. The coding region runs from base 344 to 829 and encodes 161 amino acids.
CUUGGCUCCGUGCGGCGGCGGCGCUGGGAGUGUCCGCGCAGUGACCGCUCCGAUAAGGCUGCCCUGCCCGAGCAACGCGCUUAUAUCACAACACACCAGCAUGUCUGUGGACUUCACUGUGGGUGUUUAGCUGUAGUACUACAAUACAACACACAUACUGUGCGGAGAAGCGGACACCUGCGUGAGGACCACAGCAGGCAGCUGUUUGUGACACAAAAACUCUAAAACCCCACUGUUCACUAACUGCCCAACACCAAACAGCAGACAAAGUUAGUGAGCAGGUGGUGAACACACUGGAGAACUUGGCUGCUAAAAAGCCAGAUAUUUUCCACAGGUGGAGAAAAUGUGGCUGCCUAUGAUUGGAAUGACUGCCCUGCCGCACCUGGGAGGGCUCUACGGCGGUUACAUCACACGCAAAGAGGUGAAAACCUGGUACCCAACGCUGCAGAAACCAUCAUGGCGCCCACCAAAUGCAGCAUUCCCUGUAGUGUGGACGUGUCUGUACACAGGCAUGGGGUAUGGCUCCUACCUGGUGUGGAAAGAGCUGGGAGGUUUCACUGAGGAUGCACUGCUUCCACUGGGACUAUACGGGCUACAACUAGCUCUGAACUGGGCCUGGACUCCUAUUUUCUUUGGUGCACACAAACUGAAAUUGGCACUCAUUGAGAUUGUGCUUCUUACUGGGACUGUCGGAGCCACCAUGGUGUCUUGGUAUCCCAUCAGCCGCACCGCCACUCUGCUCAUGGCGCCCUACCUGGCCUGGCUGUGCCUCGCCACCUCUCUCAACUACUGCAUAUGGAGAGACAACCGUGAGAUAAAAGAUGAGUAGGAGACAAUUCUGUGUGCUUUGAAGAGACUACUGAAAUUCUGAAUUGUCAUUUUCACUGAGUUAUCAUUUUUUCUUUCUAUGAAAUCUGAGCAGAGUUUCACUUUUUGGUGUGACUCAUCUUGAAGGAUUCACAAUAUAAAAUCAGCCCGUCAAAGUUCAGUCAAUAUCUGUGAAUGUGAUGGUCACUGUGCAAAAAUUCUUUUAUAAGGUCAUGAUGUGAAAUGUUGAACUGUAACACAACCUGCCUUUCAUUUUAUAUUUUUCAUUGUUUUGUUACCCAAAUUAAACGGAUCCUUGGUUAAAAUACAAUCCAUUCAGUCAAAACUCAUAAAAUUCCAAUGUAAUAUAUAAUCAGAAAUUGUCAGUAUGCAUAUUGAACACAAAAAUACAACUCUGAUCGGGCUACAUGAUUACAUUUAUACUAAUUGUUUAAAAUAAAGCUUUUUUUUAAGUGUAAAACAAUUUUUUUUUUAAUGAAGGCUGUCCCAUGUGUACAUUUAUGAUGAAGAAAGUCUUGUGUUGUAUUCACUUCUAUAACUCUAUUAAAAGAUUUCUAUCCAGUU